Molecule: messenger RNA, 2094 nt
Organism: Neoarius graeffei (lesser salmon catfish)
Lineage: Eukaryota; Metazoa; Chordata; Actinopteri; Siluriformes; Ariidae
Product: keratin, type I cytoskeletal 19-like
Exons: 9
Coding region: 20-1453 (477 amino acids)
Molecular function (GO): structural molecule activity
Source: RefSeq, a predicted model, not a curated record
UAUCCUGUUCUACAGGGUCAUGGGGCCCAGCCCUUCCAAAGAAAGGAAUUCUUUCACAUGCUGGCUUAUAAAAGGAGAACCAGGUGAGACUGUUUCUGACACUCUCACUCGUGGAGGACAUUGUGGCUUUAACAAGCAUCUAGAGCAUCCAGCCAUGCCUGUCUCAAUUCAUGGUAGUGUUCAUGGUAGUGCUUCCUACAGCACAAGCAGAAUUAGGAGGUCAAGUUCCCAAAAUUCGGUUUGUGGGAUUGGGCUGAAAACUCUGCCUAGCUCAAAUCACUCUAUCUUUGGUGACUGCGGUCUGAAGGAUUUUUCAUCCUCUUGUGAGCUUUCAUUAAUUGGAAAUGAAAAGUUCACUAUGCAGAAUCUUAACAGCCGUCUGGCAUCAUACCUGCAGAAGGUGCUCUCUUUGCAAGAUGCCAAUGCCAACCUUGAGCAGAAAAUUAAAGAGUUUUAUGAAAGCCGAACCUUCAGCAGGAGAGAUCUGAGUAAACAUUACAUCAUCAUUGAAGACCUCCAGAAACAGAUUCUUUUUAGGACCAAAGAAAAUCAAGUGACUUACCUAAAGUUGGACAAUGCUAAUCUAACAGUUGCUGACUUUAAGAAUAAGUUUGAGGCUGAGAGAAACAUAUACUUGACUGUAGAAGCAGACCUGACUCGUCUGCGCAUGGUUCUUGGGGAGACUAAGAUGGUAACCAAAGACCUACAAAUCCAGCUAUCUGGGCUAAAAGAAGAACUGGUUUUCCUCAAGAAGAGCCACGAGGAGGAGAUGCACAUGGCUCGUACCCAACAGAGCAGCUCAGUGAAUGUGGAAGUUGAUGCCGCUCCAGCUGUAAACCUUGAUAAUGAGCUGCAGGAGAUGCGAGAGAAAUAUGAGGCACUAAUCCUAAAGAACCGCCAACAAAUUGAGCAGUGGUUCCAGACCAAGGUAAAGAAUUUGAACAUAGAAGUGCUUAAAAGCCACACUGAGAUCACAAGCUCCCAAACAACCAUCAGUGACCUAAAGAAAACCUACCAGACCCUGGAGAUAGAAAUUAAAGGGAUUCAUGCACAGAUUACAAUCCUGCAGAAGGAUCUGGUUCAGGUGGGGACACGUUAUGGUGAGCAGCUAUCACAGCUGCAGCUGUACAUAGACCAACUACAGACAGAGCUGCAGCAGAUCAAAGCCAACAUCCAACAACAGACCAUGGAGUACGAGCUGCUUCUGGACAUCAAGAUGAGGCUGGAGCUGGAGAUAGCUGAAUACAGGAGACUGCUAGAGGGAGAAAAGAAAGAAUAUACCGGUAGCAAGACAAAGACCGAAGUACAUGUGCAAACAAGACAAGAGAUACAAAAGGCAGAAGAAGAACAUCAUUCCCACCAGAGACGUGUGAAGAUUAUCAAGGAGGAGCUGGUGGAUGGAGUAGUUGUGGCCACUUCCGUGGAAGAGCAAAUGCAAGAUUUAGCCCACUGAAUAGAGAAUUCAACAGUCUAAUGUUGCUUUACAUAUACUUAUUAUAAUAUGCUUCUACAGACGUUGAUUAAAAUAAUAAUGCAAAGAUUUGGGCCAUUUGGAAUGCAUUAGGAGAUUCAUGCUGCUGUGCAAAGGCAAACUGCAGUAUCUGCAGAAUCACUGAACUUACUUAUGUAAAUGGUAGUUUGCUUUGGUUUGACAUGGUAAAUUUGUAGUUGCUGCAAAUUUCAAACACUCGUAACUUGAAGCUGGAGCAAUGUACAGCCACAGAACUUUCACAUAUAAUACAGCACUUAAACUUCAGACUCAAUUAUGCAAAAUAUGCUGAUACGGCAGUUUGUUUUUGCACGGCAGCAUGCACUGUUGAAUAUUUGUGUGGUGGUGCUUAUUAUAAAUGGUGCUGAGUGAACUGUUUGGCUUUGGGGUAUAAGGUAACAUUUUCAAAAAUACAGUUUAGCUCCUCGGUGUCAUGUUAAUCAAACUUUAUCACAUUAGUCAUGCUAAUCAAAUUAUUCAUUACAGUACCAAGUAGUGUGUGCUGCCUACUAUAAUGAAAAAAAAAAAACAAUAUUCUUUUUCAGACUCAUGCUUUGCUUUCAAAAUAUUCUGUUACAAUAAAACUAAUUGGGCAAGCAAGCUAA